AGAACCACCCACAUGAUUAUCCUCUCCUUUCUGUCUCACAUGCACUUGACCUUGUCCUUAAAUCUGACACGGCCUGACCUUGUGCCGCUUGGGUUUGUCUACGUGUUGUGCCGUUACCUGAGCCCAUGGAUUCUGGCGAUAGUGACUCCUUGAUAGUUAUCGGAGCCGGGCUCGGCAGAACUGGUACAAAUAGCUUAAAAGUCGCCCUCGAGGUUUUACUUAAAGGGAAUUGUUACCACCUGAAGGAUUUAUACAAGAAGAGAAGUCGCGAUGUUGCGAAAUGGAAUGAACUUGAUAAGCGAUUGGCGAGCUCAUCAGAUGGCAGACUUGAUGUUUCACUAUGCAAAGAAAUAUUUUCUGGCUAUAUUGCCGCCGUUGACCACCCUGUGUGCGCUUACUACAAAGAACUACUAGCUUUAUACCCUGAUGCCAAAGUCAUUUUAACGACUCGCGAUCCGGAAAUAUGGCUACAUGGAGUCCGAUCAACGAUUCUUCCGCGUGAUUUGUUCUCCAAUCGCCCUUGGUCCUUCUAUUUCAUCCGUAGCAUACUCGGCCUCAAACCACUGCACGAAUUGUACCUAGGGAGCUGGAGACGCGUUUUCGGUCAAGGUGUGGAUUUCAGCUCAGACACGGCAAUGUUAAACGGAUUCAUUCGAUGGACAGAUUCCGUCAAGGAAGCGGUUCCCACUGACCGGUUGCUAGUGUAUGAUAUUUCCAAAGGCUGGGAGCCUUUGUGCACUUUCCUACAUGUCCCUGUACCGGAUAGUCCGUUUCCUCACGUGAACGAGUACAAAGAACUACGCAGACUGAUUAAAUUAGAGCGAAGGUCAACCAAAUUGUUACAAUGGGGCUUUCCGGUCUUGCUCCUUAUCCUUCUGGGUAUUUUUCUUUACCACCUCUGGGGAUGA
Molecule: messenger RNA, 908 nt
Organism: Dicrocoelium dendriticum
Lineage: Eukaryota; Metazoa; Platyhelminthes; Trematoda; Plagiorchiida; Dicrocoeliidae
Source: the annotation of a GenBank genome assembly